AUGUCUUACAAUGGGCGCAUGAGCAUGGCGCGGACUACGCAGCACAACCAGCGCGCGCCGCCUGCAAACGAACACGACGCUUUCAUGACCUUGCCCGAUCACGAAAUUGCAGGCUGCAUCUCAGAUAUCGGAAUCCAGUUCAGCGUCUCCGACCUGCAGAAACCAAACCCCCAAAUCAUCCAGAAAGUUUUCGAAUGGCUCGCCGAGCUACUCAUGAACACGACGCGCGAGGUCGUUGCGCCGGCAAUGCGCGCUGCGGCGGAAGACAUGUGCGGUGGCGAUGCGGAGAGACUCUAUACAAGCGACACCAGGGAUCUGAUGGCCUUCUUCGUCAUCCUGAGGAAGUUGCUUCGCGAAUGUGGCAUCCACGACUUCACUUUCAACGACCUGUACAAGCCCACGCACGGUCGUCUGGUCAAGAUCUUCUCGUACAUGAUCAACUUCAUUCGCUUCCGGGAAUCUCAAACCGAAAUCAUAGACGAGCACUUCAACAAGGCCGAGCGCACGAAGCUACGAAUCGAGCAGCUAUACGAUGACAAGCAAGCAAAAGAGAUGCAGUUGGCUGAGCUCGAGCGCAACCGCGCGGCGACACAAAGGCUGAUGCAAGAGAAAGAGAAGCGCAACAACGAACUCAAGAGCAGGCUGCUAGAGUUGAAGAGGGGUCAAGAAGCGGUUGCAGAGAAACUUGAGCGUGCUAAAGCUGAGCAAGACAGGUUGAAGAAGCUGCUGCAACAGAAAGUGGAGAACAAGGAGAACGUGCAACGCGAGGUCAUCAAGCUGAAGCCGUACACACAACAGAGCCCCACUGCGUUGGAGGACUCCCUGCGGGACCUCAGCGAUCGACUGACCGGGGACAAGACUCAGAUCGACAUGCUGGACCGCCGUGCUCGUGCCCUGCAGACAUCCACCGACUCAUUUGCUGUAGUUGCGACCGAUGUUACUUCGUGCACACGAUUACUUACAGACGUACAAGCCGAUUUGUCGCGCGAGGAAGAGGAGCUGGCAAAGGCAUCAAGACAUCGAGAUGCAUUAGCAGACCGAAGCAACAACGUACGCGACGUUGAACGACAAGAACGAUUGCUACAGAAACAACUCGGCAAUAUCAACGCCCGAACAAACAAAUUGAAGACCAAAGGCGACGAAGAAGCGGAACGAGCGCGCAAACGGAUGGAGGAGCUACGCGAGACACAUGCGAAGUUGACUGAAGAGCGAGGUGAGAAAGGACGGGAAAUGGAGAGGAGGCGCGUACGCAUCGAACAGACGGAGAAGAAGAUGGCUGAGCUCAAGGACAACAUUGAGAACGAGGUGCACGCUGCUCAUGACGAGUAUCUUAAGAUGGAAAGCCAUAUCAAGCUCUACAUUACGGAGAUGGAGCAAAGCAUCUGA
Alternaria ethzedia is the source of this 1386-nucleotide messenger RNA. RefSeq lists its product as uncharacterized. The record is from RefSeq and is a predicted model, not a curated record. NCBI's taxonomy places the organism in Eukaryota, Fungi, Ascomycota, Dothideomycetes, Pleosporales, Pleosporaceae. The coding region runs from base 1 to 1386 and encodes 461 amino acids. Gene Ontology annotation, molecular function: protein-containing complex binding. Gene Ontology annotation, biological process: kinetochore organization; mitotic spindle organization; meiotic chromosome segregation. Gene Ontology annotation, cellular component: Ndc80 complex; kinetochore. The transcript has 3 exons.